AUGAAAUUUAAAAUAUUAUCGAUAAUUGGUGUUGUAUUAUGUGGUUUCUAUGUUGUUACUGCAUCUCCAAUUGUACCAAAAGAGUUUUUUGAAUUGGAACCUAGACAUAAACCUGAACCAUAUAUUUUUGAUCCUUUACCUAAAUUAAAAGAGUGUUCGCCCACAACUCGUUAUUAUGAAUUCGAAUUAACAAAAAAAAAACUUUCUCCUGAUGGUUUCGAGCGCGUAGUAUGGAGUGUUAACAAGCAAUAUCCAGGUCCUCUCAUUAUAGCUAAUAAAGGUGAUCGUUUAGUAAUAAAAGUAAUCAAUAAUUUAGAAGAAGAAUCUACUAUUCAUUGGCACGGCAUCUUUCAACGUAAAACGAAUUGGUAUGAUGGAGUUCCUGGUCAAACUCAAUGCCCAAUUACAGAUGGAUGUUCCUUCAUCUAUAAUUACACUUUGGAUCAAUCUGGAACUUAUUGGUAUCAUUCGCAUUUCCUUGCUCAAUAUGUUGAUGGAUUAAUUGGUCCACUCAUUGUUUAUGAUCCAAAAGACCCUUAUCUAGGCAGUUAUGAUGAAGAAUAUGUGGUUACAAUAGGUGAUUGGUAUCAUAAUACUACUUCAGUACUUCUUCCUUUGAGAAUGGCUCCUGGCUAUAGAGGACCAAACCCUGUCCCUGAUGCUAUUCUUAUCAGUGGUGCAGGUCAAUAUAACUGUUCGUCACCAGCAGCAGGUAAAAAUUGUAAUUCUAAAGUCACCCCUGCCACCUACAAUGUUAAAAAAGGAAAGAAAUACAGAUUUCGUAUUAUCAACACUAGCGCCUACGCAUUCUUUUUCUUUACCAUUGAUAAUCAUCCACUCAAGAUUAUCGAAGUUGAAGGAACUCCUGUAAAAGAUACUGAUGCUGCCACAGUAAAGGUCUUGCCGAUUCAUAUUGCUCAACGUUACUCGGUUAUAGUGGACUGUAAUCAACCGAUUGCCAAUUAUUACAUCCGCGCUAUCAUUCCUGAUAUUUGUUUACCUAGAUCAAAUGACACUAUCAACUAUAAUUCUCCUAUCACCAAUGCUACUGGUAUUCUUCACUAUGAUGGUGCAGACAGUAAUAAACCCACAUCAACUGCAUAUCCAUUAAACCUCACACCUUGCGAAGAUCUCAAUGCUACUGCUAUACGACCAUACGAAGAUAAUCCUCCACCCACAAACGUUACUAAUGAAUUUAUAUUUAACAUCACAGUGUCCAGUGAUGCUAAAAAUGUUAGUGUCUUCAAUAUCAAUAAUUCAUCCUUUGUUCCUAUUUUCGAGAAUCCUUCGAAUCAAAGAAUAUUAAAACAUGAAAACUUUGCUGAUUUCGAAACAAGUCAAAAUUCAUAUGGAUAUGAUACCCCCAACGGGUGUGUUCAAAUUAUUCUUUUAAAUAGUUUGAAAACAGAUCAUCCAUUCCAUUUACACGGACACACCUUUUGGCUAAUUGCGUCAGGAUCAGGAAUAGAUCCCAAAAAUUUAUCUACAUUCAAUUUGAAAAAUCCAAUCAUUAGGGAUACUGCUACAGUACCUCCAGAGAGUCACUUAGUGAUAAGAUAUAUUGCAGAUAAUCCUGGUGUAUGGGCCUUCCAUUGUCAUAUUGAAUGGCACGUAGAAUUGGGUAUGGUUGCUCAAUUAAUCGAAAGGCCAACGGACUUCAGUAAAGAAACCCUUCCAGGUGAUGUUAAGGAAUUGUGUGUGAAAUACAAUAGUUCUAAGAAUAAAAAACGUUCAGCUACUUUACCUAGAAAUAUGAUGGGCAAGAAAUUGGAAAUAUUUAGGAAAGUAAAAUAA
Diversispora eburnea is the source of this 1794-nucleotide messenger RNA. The record is from the annotation of a GenBank genome assembly. Lineage: Eukaryota; Fungi; Glomeromycota; Glomeromycetes; Diversisporales; Diversisporaceae.